UUUAAAUCUUCAGCUGGGUUAGAGUCAUAAAAAGCCCAAGCCCAAGCCCAACCCAACCUAACAUCAUCCCAUUUUCAUCAACUCCUCUCAUCCUCUCUGGUGUCUCAGCCACUACCAAACCAUUCUCUCCCAGGCUCACAAUUCAACAACCCGCAAACCACCGUGUUGGCUCUCAGCCACCGAGCCGUCACCACUGCACCACCAACUCCCGAAAUUACGAGCCACCACCUACCGAAGCGGACCACACCAUCGCAUCGUGCCAUCACCACCAGCAAGUCUCGUCACAGUAACACACCUACACCAUCUUCCGCCACCACGGUCCACGCCGAGUAGCUUCAAGCUUGUAGUAGAAAAUCAACUUCUUCCCAAAAACCCUAAAAAACAAAAUCCACUUCUUCUCUUUCUCUCUCUCUCCCCUCAACGGCGACUCACCGGCCCUCCUAACUGCCUGGUCGACUCCCUCUGCUCUGCCAUCAACCACAUAAGAGUUGAGACGAGAGAGAGAGAGGCAGAGGGAAAAUGGGGAGCAGAGCUGUAGUUUUUGGAAAGGGAAUCAAAGUUUUGAGCCUCCCAUUUAAUGGCAAAGCUCUUCUUCUUCAUAAGAGGAACAAUUUAGAUUUGGUUCGAAGAAACUGCUCAAGUCCAACGAGUGGGUCCCCUCUUCAACCUCCGGAUGUCUCGCGUUUAGCUGAAACAGCCAGAAUUUCCCUCACUCCUCAAGAGGUUGAAGAUUUUGCUCCUAAAAUUCGUCAAGUAGUGGAUUGGUUCGGACAACUUCAAGCUGUUGAUCUUCAAAGUGUUGAGCCUGCAAUUAGAGCAGAUACUGAAGGUGACAAUUUGCGCAAUGAUAUUCCUGAAACAUUUGAGAACAGGGAAGCCAUAAUUAAUGCAGUUCCAAAGUAUGAAGAUCCAUACAUUAAAGUUCCCAAAGUCUUGAACAAGGAAUAGCUCCUUUUAAUUGGUUGCUGGGUUCUUUCUUCUUAGGCCGAUUACUCAUUUUAUUAUUUAUUUAUGUAUGAUACUUUUUUUGUCAAUUGUAAUCUAUGGUAUUCAAGAAAAUAAAUUUUAGUGAAGAAGUUGUGAAAA
Humulus lupulus (European hop) is the source of this 1086-nucleotide messenger RNA. RefSeq names its product glutamyl-tRNA(Gln) amidotransferase subunit C, chloroplastic/mitochondrial. The record is from RefSeq and is a predicted model, not a curated record. The transcript has 7 exons. Gene Ontology annotation, cellular component: chloroplast. The coding region runs from base 520 to 948 and encodes 142 amino acids. Gene Ontology annotation, molecular function: glutaminyl-tRNA synthase (glutamine-hydrolyzing) activity. Lineage: Eukaryota; Viridiplantae; Streptophyta; Magnoliopsida; Rosales; Cannabaceae. Gene Ontology annotation, biological process: regulation of translational fidelity; glutaminyl-tRNAGln biosynthesis via transamidation.